Micromonas pusilla CCMP1545 is the source of this 957-nucleotide messenger RNA. RefSeq lists its product as uncharacterized. Lineage: Eukaryota; Viridiplantae; Chlorophyta; Mamiellophyceae; Mamiellales; Mamiellaceae. The transcript has a single exon. Bases 1 to 957 code for a protein of 318 amino acids. The record is from RefSeq and is a predicted model, not a curated record.
AUGGCGCCGCUCGUCGUCGACCGCCGCGCCCAUCAUGGGUGCGCCUCGUCGAUCUUCGCGAGCGGUCGCGGUCGCUCGCCCGCGCGCGUUCGCGCGUCCUCGUCGUGGACGACGCCGACGACGCUCUUCUCGACGCGUCUCCUCUCCGCGCGUCGCGCGUUGUCGCCGUCGCUCGACGCCGUCCGACGCGUCGCGGACGCGACGCGUCUCGCGCGCGUCGCGUCCGCGGCGGCGACGCGCGUCUCGCGCCGCCGCCUCGCGAGAUCGGCGCGCGAUUACUACGCGCCCGACGACGUCCGAGUCGGGCACGCGAUCGCGUACGUCAAGCGCGACCGCCACGUCCUCGCGGUCGUGACCGCGCCGACGCGGCGGCGACAGGUGGCGGUCGUCACGCACGACGGCGCGAGCGACAAGGUGGAGCUGAAGCACGUCGAGAAGGUGUUCGCGCUGACGACGGAGGAUGGAAGGAGGCUGAAGACGAAGCAGAUGAUGGCGACGCGCGCGUUCGCCACCGCGGAGGUGGACGCGAACGCGAGGGCGGGCGGCGGGGUCGCGCGCGACGCGUGGGCGCGCGUCGUGGCCGCGCGCGCGGGCGACGGCGACGGCGACGGCGACGGCGACGGCGACGGGGAUGGGGCGUCGCACCAGCUGGCGCCCAUCUCGACGGCGGAGCUCGCGGCGUUCUUCUACCCGGAGGAGGGGUCCGGCUCCGGCUCCGGGUCCGACGACGACGCGAGCGCGAGCGCGAGCGCGAGCGCGAGGCUCGCCGCCGUCGCGGCCAAGUCUGGCGCGCCGCCGUCGUUGCUGCGAGCGUACGCGACGCAUCGCGUGCUGAGCGAAGACGCGACGAUGUUCAAGGCGAUGAGCAAGGGGUUCUACGCGCCGAGGACGCGCGUCGGGAUCGAGGCGCGUUCUGACGCCCAGACCGGUCCCCGUACGACCGCGUCGGCGUGGUGA